ACAUGUGCGGAACAAAUCGACUGGAAGGCGGGGAACAAAGCUGCGAAAUGACUGACUGAGAAGCGGGAGGAGGAGAAGAGAACAAGAUACAAACUCCUAAAUAAAAACAAUACUCCUUUCUAUUCAUUAAAAUUAAAAUAAUAAUAAUAAAAGCUGCUAUAGCUGGAAGAGGAGGACACCGGCUAGAUCAUCAUCACACUUCAAAAUGGAUCUUCAUGAUAAAGAUAUUAUCCCUGGAGAGAUUGUGCCUGUGGUCAUCAUCGGCAACGGCCCAUCAGGGAUCUGUCUGUCAUACCUGUUGUCAGGUUACACCCCCUACCUGUCACCCGAAGCAUGGCAUCCCAACCCCCUGCUGCACAGCAAGCUGGGAGAGCAGCCUCACCUGUCGCUGCUGGAGCAGAAUCUAGAGUACCUGUGCGAGGGCUUGGAGGGCCGAUCGUCCAAUCCCGUCGCGGUGCUCUUUGAUUCGCUGCUGCUCCCCGACAGCGACUUUGGAUUGGAUUACAGCUCUCCGUUGGCAUGGCGAUACGAACCCGACCGUGCCAUCCCUCACCUGGUGCUGGGGAAGGGUCCGCCUGGAGGAGCCUGGCAUGCCAUGGAGGGCUCCAUGCUGACUCUGAGCCUGGCUAACUGGAUGGAGCUUCCUGGACUCAAACUGAAGGACUGGCUGCGAGACAAACGCAGAAAUGUACGAAACGACCGUGCCACACCAGCAGAGAUAGCCUCCUACUACCAACACUACGUCUCUCAGAUGUCUCUGGAGCAGAACUUUGCUUGCGGCACCACCGUCACCUCGGUAACCAGGCAGCCUGGCAACCAAGAUGGGUCACCGCCAUGCUGGAGGGUGAAGGGACUGCAGCGCAGAGAGGGGGAGGUGCUCGGAGAUGGUUCAUCGGUCUCAGAGGAGGUGCCUUUCUCCGUGUUCGCCCACAACGUGGUGCUGGCGACGGGGACCCACGACAUCCCGGCCCGGCUCGGCGUGGAGGGAGAGUCUCUUCCUUUUGUCUGCCACUCUUUCUGGGAGCUGGAGGCGGCCAUCUCUCGCGGUGAGCUCGACCAGACUUCGGACCCUGUGCUGGUGGUCGGGGCGGGCCUUACGGCAGCCGAUGCGGUACUGGCCGCUCACCAUCUCAACACGCCGGUCUACCACGCCUUUCGACGCUCAGUCAGCGACCCCGGGCUCAUCUUCAACCAGCUGCCCAAAGUGCUCUACCCAGAGUACCACAAGGUUCACCAGAUGAUGACUCAGCAGCAGCACCGAGCCGACUCUCCACCACAGGAGCAAGCUCAGAACCUCCAUCACCCUUCCACCACUUCUUCCUCCUCUCCAUCGUCGACCUCCCCGUCCUCCUCGUCCUCGUCCUACCCGGGUUACCUCAGCUUCCCUCGCCACAGGGUCGUGGCGUUCCGACCGGACAGGAAGUGCGUCCUGGAGUCAGACUCUGGCCAGCAGACAGUGGUUCAAGUCUCCAAGGCUCUGGUUCUGAUCGGCGCCCACCCCAACCUCUCCUUUCUAGCCGACAACGGGCGUAUACUGGGCGUCAAACCCAAAGAGACAAUAACGUGCCGAAGGAACCCGAUUGAGGUGGACCCGUUCACAAACAAGGUGGUUUCGGCAGAAGGGCCGGGCAUGUACGCCAUGGGGCCGUUAGUUGGCGAGAACUUUGUCAGGUUUCUGAAAGGCGGAGCGCUGGCUAUCGCUAGUGACCUCGCCAACAGACAGAGGGAGGCAGAAGGAAGAGGAGAGGAGGACAUGGCUACAGAGAGAUUAAAGGACAGAUGCCUGGACAGACAGGUGACCACACAGGCAGAAGCAAAGGUUUGUGUUCUGGGGUUGUAGCUGGUUUCCUUGGACUGAAGCGUUGUUGAGUGGACUGAAGCAAACAGACUUGCUAUGAUGUGAUUCAGACUCAUGGAUCGAGACGAAAAAAACAGGAACUGGGCUCAACUUUAAACUCCUGACAACUGGAACGGCUGCAAACAAGAGUUAUAGGUCAUGUUUUCCAGAAAUCACAGAGUAGGGCCAUCGAACAGGAAACAAGUGGCCCUAUGACUGAACUUGCACUGGUUUGGGUUUGAUAUCUUAUUAGAUCUACUGUAGAUCUCCAGCCCUGACGCACUCUGAAGGCUAAAAAAAAAAGCAGCUGACAGACACGCUGGAAAGAUCAUACUGAAAUAAAGGUCAGUCACGUGUUGGAGAUGGAACAAAAUGAGAAUUAGACAAAGGUAGAGGAGAAGAGACAGAUGUUUGGGAUGUCCCCGUCAAAUUAUAAAGCUAGAAAUGUAUCACCAGGAAGUUAUUCUGGAAGGAAUGGGAAGGUGUUAAACUCCACUACGACUUUAUGAGUCGGGAUGUUUCACAUAGAGACUGACCGAUACUUGAUUUUUUAUGUUGAUAAUGGAAGAUAUUUACAAAAUCUGAUAGUGAUGGUUCAUUUUUUAAAUUAAGACAAAAAGUAUCACUUAAAUUUGGGUGUGACCGAGACAAUUUAUUAAUGAGUCACCAAAAUUUCACAUAUAUGAACGAUAUGUAGUGAACUAUGCAGUCUCACAUUCAUGGCAAAUAUUAUAUAUCCACUUUUAAAUGACAUGUUAAGGCAAGUUUAAGCCUGUCUUCCUAUAUUUUAGUGCUGCAACAAUUAUUUUCAUUAUCAAUUAUUAUUUUUUAAUUAAUGAAAGAAUUGUUCUGUCUGUAAAAUGUCAGAAAAAGAGAAAUGCACGUCUCAGAUAAAAGAUGACUCUUUCAUUUUAUCCAGUCUAAAACCCAAAAAUAUUCAGUUUAUUGUCUUGACUGACAAUAAAAAAUAAAAUAUCGAAUCAUCACAUUUAAGAAAUUGAAACCAGAAAGUUUUUUUGGAUUCUUUUUGCUUUUGAAAGUGACUAAAACGAUUAUUUCAUUAUCAAAGUAGUUGCAGAUUAAUUUCCUACUGGUAGAUUUACCAGUGACCAUUCAGAGGAGAGUUUCUUAACUUUAGGAAUUGACGAGGACUGAAACAAACUGGAAAAUACUGAAGAAAAGGCAGAGAGUGAGAGAGAGAGAGAGAGAGAGAGAGAGAGAGAGUGAGUGAGAAAUUAGAUGGAGGGAAAUACAAAUGAAGAGAGAAAGUAAAAUGAAAGAAGCAAAGAGAAUGAAAAUGAGAGAGGAAAAAACAGAGUGAAGUGAUCUUUUCAGCAGCAGUUCUGCUUCUUCAUGACUCAGAAAACAUUUAUCACUACAGUAACUUCAUACAUGACCAAAACAGCACCUCGCUCUCUUUAACGAGGUAUGACAGGGAUAAUUAACAUGUUUCUGUAGUUAUGAAUGGCAACACUACACUGUCAGAGCUGAUGUUUCACUAAAACAAACAUGUUACAACUUAAUUCCUGCUUCUUUCUUUAUAUAAUUUUCUAUGUAUGUGUUUUUAUAUUAUGGGUUUGCAGUUUUGUGAAUCUUUGGUGCUGUAUUUUUCUGUUAGUAUGAUUUUUUUUUGUCAUGUAACAGGCAACUGUACCUACCUGAGAUCUUUGUAAAUCUUCGAUGAUUAUGAAAGAUUUUUAUACUUUCCAGAACAAGAAAGAAACGUUUUGUUUUUUUUUCUAAAUCCUCUCCCUGAAAAUGUUUUAAUUUGAAGCUGUUGUAACUUCAGAGUUUGGCCUCACUGUGAACAAUAAUAUAAUAAUAUAUGAACGACAGCACUAGCCUGACUUGCAUCGGCGUAGUAACACUAAUGAACAUUAUUUCCUCAUUAAUCUUCUGUAACUUGUGUGUUUCUGUGUAAAAGAAGAAGUCACAUGAGAAACCCGAAAUGUUGUUGAUUUCAGCUCUAAUAUAUUUUUUCAGGAUCAUUUUAAUACCUUCUGCUGCUUCAAGAUGCACUUUUAAAAACUAUUUUCACCACUAACUUAAAGUUCUGAUUUACUUGAUUAGGAUUUGGCGGUAAUUAACUAAUUACUACUGUUGAAUAUUAGUCCCAAUGCAUAUAUGUUUUAAUGCAUCUCCAUUAUAUUUUAUACAUGCUGUAAAUAUUAAUAAUACACAUAUUUUUCCAUUUGUCCAAGCAAACGAUUUCAAUAUUAUGCAUUUUUAAAAUGGAUAAUUUUUAAAAAAAAUCUAACGUUUAGUGCAGCUGUUUAUGCAUGUCAAGGCUUCUGCCAGAACAUGCAAAAUGCUGAAAAUGUUCCUUUUAGUUUCAUUGAACAGGAGAGUAAACCCUGUAAGAAGCUAAAAUCACUUCUCUGUAAAUAGUUUAACCUUCGGUCUUCUAUUUGUGAAAAGAGAAAUCUGAAGACAUUGGCUGAAAAUGCAAUAGACAAUACCAGGACAAUACCAAGACAAGGAUAGUCAGGGGUUUUUUAACACAAGAUUCACAUUUAUCAAAUAAAUGACAAUUAACCUUCAUAAAAUGAUUAUAUUAAGGACAGAAGUGCAGGUGCGCUACAUAUUCUAUUAUUACAGCUCCUAGUUUAAGUCACAAGUAUAGUUUCAUGUUUUAAAAAUGCACAGUACUGUAGUUAUUAAAAACGAUUUACUCAAAUAAGAAUAAAUGUUGCGUUUGUAAGGGACUGUUUUCAGCGCUGGAUUAAUGCACUAUUUCCAGCCAUGUUUUCAUCAUUGAUUAAUCCACUAAUCAUCUCAAUCAAUCAUUUAAUUCUAUAAGAAAAUAGUAGUUCCCAGAGACCAAGCUUAAUGUGUUAGAUCAGAAGUCUGAAAUCCAAUGACAUUCAGAUUAUUAUCAUACAAAACCAGCAAAUAACCACAUUUAAGAAGCUUGAUACUGAAUGUUUAACAUUUAAAAUAAGCAAUCAUGAUCAAAUUGUUGCCCUUUCAUGUUUUUGUCAAUUAAUUUAUUUUAGUUUCAGUUUAAAUACAGAUAGACAGACAGAACUGUCGUGUUAAUUGGUUACAGAGAUCAAAAUAGUAAUCCCCAUCAAAAAACAUCCUAUGUACCAGUUUUAUUUAAGGGUUGAUUGAGUCAGUCUGAGGCCUUUGCUGGACAACUAUAAUAGUUGUCAGAGUCGACCUGAUGACGCCUCAUGGCUUCGUGCCAAUAGAGAGCUGUGAUCUGCAGCAGCCAGCAGUGCCUUAAGACGCAUUAUUCACAGCAGUUUUUAUUGUUUCAGAGCAGAACAUACAUUAUUAUGCAGUAAAACUCAUGCUCAGUCUUUUUUUAAAACACCAUUUGUAUGUAGACAUUUUUGUCUUGUUUGUAUCGGGUGAUUUAAAAAUGUAUCCAAAUAAGUUUCCAUCUGUAUUGACAGUAUACAAUUUCUGUUUUCCAUAUUUGUCUGUGGGUUUCUAUUAAAAAAAGGAG
Messenger RNA from Scomber scombrus (Atlantic mackerel), 5291 nucleotides. It is a transcript of the gene osgn1, whose product is annotated as oxidative stress induced growth inhibitor 1. The coding region runs from base 206 to 1840 and encodes 544 amino acids. The record is from RefSeq and is a predicted model, not a curated record. The transcript is spliced from 8 exons. NCBI's taxonomy places the organism in Eukaryota, Metazoa, Chordata, Actinopteri, Scombriformes, Scombridae.